AUGGAGCAGAUCCGCAGCCUGCGCGCGGAGCUCGGCGGCUCCCCGCGCCACCCGCUGCCGCAGCGAGGUUACCCCCCGCCGCCGGGCGGCCAGUACGGCGGCGGCUGCGGCUACGGCGGCGCUGCCGGCUCCAGCUUCGGGGGCAAGGGCGGCAAGGGCGGCGGCUGCGGAGGCGGCGGCGGCUUGGAGUACGAGGCAUACGCCAUCGGACUGGACGCCAAGGCCGUGCAGGCGAUAGGCGCCCUGGACGAGCAGGGCCAGCGGGUGGUGCUGGGCCUGGUGCAGAAGCAGGCGUGCCGCAACCCGUCCGCCGUGGCGUGGACGCACGUGAAGGCGUACAAGGAGAGGCCCGCGGAGGCACGCCUCGAGUUCUUGAGACUGAACCUCGACCCGGAGGCCGCGGCGGGCCUCGACCGCCUGCCCCCCGAGCAGCGCGACGAGGUGGUGGCCCAGGUCGAUUUCGCGAGAACGCGGAACGUGAGCGCCUUCGUCUGGUCGAGGAGAUCCGUCGGCGCCCGUGCGGCUGGCGGAGCAGAGCCUGUAUUCUGAGGAGGAAUCGGUAAGUAGCGCCCUUCCGUUGCGGA
This is a messenger RNA of Prorocentrum cordatum, 584 nucleotides long. The record is from the annotation of a GenBank genome assembly. NCBI's taxonomy places the organism in Eukaryota, Dinophyceae, Prorocentrales, Prorocentraceae.